Molecule: messenger RNA, 1563 nt
Organism: Pectinophora gossypiella (pink bollworm)
Lineage: Eukaryota; Metazoa; Arthropoda; Insecta; Lepidoptera; Gelechiidae
Exons: 10
Coding region: 208-1518 (436 amino acids)
Source: RefSeq, a predicted model, not a curated record
CUGCGCCGGCGCCAGAGCCGCCGCGGAUGCUGCGGCGCGCGCACCUGUCACGCGUACUCCAUUCACACACCACGACAAACAUACGCGCAUCGAUCGAACACUUCGUGAAACAAAACCAAAUACAGUGUUCAGUGACAGUGAAUUUUACACAACUUUAAAGGACUUCAAACUCUACUGCGCAUCUCCGGAUCCACCCUAGACGGGGCGAUGUUAAGCGCGGCCGUGGCGGCGCUAGCGUGCCUCUGCCUGGCGCGCAGCUCGCCCCCCGAGCCGCACACGCUGCGCUUACACACGCAGAACACACACGCUAAUAAGGAGUUUAACACUCUGUUGGCCACUAUUGAAGAACGCCUUCGGGUAUUGGACACAAUCAGCGCGGUGCAGGUGAAGCAGGCGCGACGACUCGAGGUCAUUCAGGACAAACUUGAUCGAGUGGAGACUACGCUUUCGUUGCGACUUGAGAGGGCCCAGUUAGCGGCCGAGAGAUUGGAGCACCGGUUACACAUGCUUCAGACUAGUGUUCAAGCCUCAAUCAAAGAGAGCAGUAAUAAAAUUGAAGAAAGCCAGUUGAAAAUUACAGACCUCGCUCAAAACCUGACUAAUCAUAUUGAAGGACACAGAAGAUUGCUGGAAAAGGUAAACGGCGCGUAUGCGGACACUUGGCGACGAGGCCUGGUGCUAGAGAACAUGAUGCGAGAUGGACUAUCAUUAGUAAAUGCCACGAGGAGAGAGCUAGCAGACGGUCUGCGAGCACUCGCAAGGCGCCAGCGUGAUGCCAGGAUCACGUCCGCAGACUUGGAGGCUGCCUUCGCACGUCGUUUGAAUGACAACACUUAUAGAAUCGAUUUAAAGAUGCAAGAGCUAUUAGAUGCGCAGAAACGUUUCGUGGAUUCCUGUCAGAGAGUCCAACUGGAUGAUCCUACACACGUAGCAGACGUGCUGGAUAGACUGAUUGACUCUCUCAUCAAUAAAACCGCAGCAACGUUCCACGAGCUGCAAAACAUUCAAGUGACGAUGCGUAGCCACGACAACAAAGUUAUGAAACUUUUGAACACGGCACGACCAGGUCAGAACGAAGCAACAUGCAGACGUCUGGAAAGCGCUUUCAAGAACAUGUCGCACACGACAUUUAAGGAGGUGGAAUUGCAGCAGCUGACAGAGAAAUUCGUAGCGCUGACUGACAGAGCUGAUGCAGCUCUGCAGAAGCUAGAAGUCAAGAUGGGAGAUGAUAACGAAGAUACGCCAGCUUCCGACGUCACCGGCGCCGCUGGCAGACUAUGGCUCAAGCUUAAAGGAAUCAAAGGCGAACACGAUUCCGACGAGGACCUCGAAUGGGAAGAGGAGCAAGAUAGCGGCUACUUCGACGACGGAGGGGACGGGAUGAUGGACGAAGACCGAGAGAUCCUGACGGGCGCUCGUCGAGGCCGGCAGGCCUCCGCCCCCGCCCGCGCCACGCACCGGAGACAUCUGCACAAACACCCGUACGACCGCGGCCCCAAGAGGAACAGCUCCAACUAAGCUAUACUGUAAUUUGUAAUAUACUGUUGCUUUAAGAGUACUUAA